AUGAUGAACACCAGUGAAAAGAUGAAACUACUCCCACACCUCCCACCACUCUGACUGAAUCUCCCCUUCUCCUCGACAGCCACGAUCCCCAAGUGCGCUGGGUGCUCGGAGGCCAUCCUCGACCGCUUCAUCCUCAAGGUGCUGGAGCGAACGUGGCACUCGCGCUGCCUCAAGUGUGCCGACUGCGGGGCGCAACUCACGGACAAAUGCUUCGCGAGGAACCAGCAGGUGUACUGCAAGGAGGACUUCUUCAGGCGGUACGGCACCAAGUGCGCCGGCUGCGAGCAGGGCAUCCCCCCAACGCAGGUGGUUCGACGCGCCCAGGACAACGUGUACCACCUGCACUGCUUCGCCUGCGUCAUCUGCCAGCGACAACUGAACACGGGCGACGAGUUCUACCUGAUGGAGGACAACAAACUGGUGUGCAAGAGCGACUACGAGCAAGCUAAGCAGAGAGAAGGAGACGCGACAAACAAACGACCUCGUACAACCAUCUCGGCGCGGCAGUUGGAGCAACUCAAACAGGCCUACAAAGAGAGUCCGAAACCCGCUCGGCACGUUAGGGAACAGCUGUCUCAAGCCCUUGGUCUGGAUAUGCGGGUCGUGCAGGUCUGGUUCCAAAACAGGCGAGCGAAAGAGAAGCGACUGAAGAAGGACGCAGGUCGGACGCGCUGGGGCCAGUACUUCCGGUCCAUGAAGAGCGGCGGGCGGGAAAAGCGACGAGAAGAUGAUAAAAGUGACGCCGACUUGGAUAUGGAUUCGCAGCUCGACGCAUACGAUGACAUGAUUCUGGACAUGCCCGAUGGCUACCGUACCCCGGGCCCCCCCCUGGACCUCGAGCCGGGGCAGACGGCCAUGAGCCCCCACCUGGGACCCCCCCACCCGGGCCCCCCGCACCACCCGUUCAUCCAUGGAGCCGGCACCCCCCCGUACAUGGCUGGAGGAGGAGGUCACUCCCCCAGUGGCCCUGUCCCCCCUCACCCCAUGGCCGCCCCGUUCCCGUACUCGGAGCCCUUGCCGCCCUACCAGACGCCCAUGACCGCCGCAGCCGCAGCCGCCGCUGCCGCCGCCGCAGCCUCCGCGGCCGCCAGCGGAAGCGUGAGCGUGAUGGCGGGCGGCCCCGCCAGCGACCUCAGUUCGAACGGCUCGAACCCCAGCUACCCCGAGUUCCCGCCCUCGCCCGACUCCUGGCUGGGCGACAUGCAGCAGGAGCACCACCAGCAGUACUAGCUCUCUCCCUCACGCCCGGAAGGUGCAGGCCGGCGCGCCCACGGCGUCGCGAGGCAGGGCGUGCACGCAGCCCGCCCUCGCCGACCGCCACGACUCCCCUGGGGCCGAGGCCUGCGCAUAGCAAGUGCUAAAUCCUCAUCUCAUGCUGUGGUGAUGCGAAUUAUUUUUCAUCCCGUGUGAAUUUUCGUUUUUUUUUUUAGAUUUUCUUUUUUUCUUUAUUUAUCUAUUCCAUUCUUUCCAUGACAUUUCACGGCUGGAAAUCAAAUGUUUCAUACUAUUUCCUGAUUGAGUUUCUCCUUUUUCCCGUGUUCGUUUCUUGCUGAGGAGAAAAAAAAAUAAACAAUACUUGCUCUCGUCAGGAUCUUCAAAUAGAACAGUUAAGAAGUGUAUAUAUAUUUUUCUUUAGCAUUGACGGCUUGUACUUGACUUCUAUCUCUGUAAUAGUUUAUAUAAUCUCGUUCUCAAUGACGUCAUGAUCUCAAGAAAUAGGGAAAGUAAUAGACAUGCUUUUCAUCUAUUUUCUCUCGUUGACCAAAGCAGAACAGGCCAAAGAAAUCACUGUCUCUAACAACUAGUCAAGAUUUUGUUAUCGUUUCUUUCCUUCCAUUGGGAAAAACCGAAUCACUAAAACGAUAUUGUACAAUAUAAAUGUAAGUAUGAGUGUUUAAUCAAAAUUUCGGUUCACAAAGGUAAUCUUCUUCAGAUUUAGAUAUAUAUAUAUAGGAUGUGGGGACUUUUUACCUGCAAUUUUGAGAUAUUUGUGUAGGAUCAAAAUAGAUGAGGAUUUUUGAACGGGAAUUCCAGAUAACGAGGAGGCAAAAUCUAAUCCACAAAUUCGAUUCAAUCAAAAAAGACUGUUUUUAUUGUUUACCGUAAAUUCAUAAAUUUUGUGUUGUAAAUGUUUUCUCCGGGACUAAAAACCAAGGAAACUAUUGCACGUAUUGGAACUGGGGAGCAGACGUCCACUAACUGACAAGAAGAGCAAAAAAGGGCUGCACAAAAAGCCCUCACACCUGCUUAAGGAAGAGAACAAAGAAAGAUCUAGUCAGCAUUAACAUUCCAUUAAAGUAUUAUUUUCCCAAAGUUUCCAAAGAACUCUAAGCCAAGAUACAGAAGAGGCUAAGAUCUCUUUACUCGCGGUUGGAAAAUCGACCCAAGAGCAAACGAAGUGUGUGGAAUGGCACUAUAAAACAAGAGGCGAUCUGGUUCACGGUGUUCUUGGCGCGUGAGGUCCGCGCAGGCGCACUGGGGGAGCCGCUCCGAGGAACAUGGCGUCGGCGGCAGAGAAUCAUUGGCAAGGACUCUCUUCCUGAUAUAUUGACCAGACCUGAUGAUGAUGAUGAUGAUGUGUGUGUGCGUGUAUAUAUAUAUAUUACCAUGCAAUGGCUGAUUACGUAUAUAAACUGACGUCACAAAAAGACGGUGGUAAUUAUUGCUGGUGAGACAAAGGAUAUUUUUUAUGUAGCUACUUCAUGUUUGUCCUUUCGCUACAGGAUUUUAAAUGUACAUAUCUUAAUGACGUGAAGUGUUUCACAAAAGGUUUUUUUUUUCUUCAGGUUUAUUCCUGUGGGUGUGAGAUGUAUAUAUAUAAAAUGACUCACAUGGGAUAUUAGUGGCAUCCAAAGACGAGGGUAACAGAGAAGUCUCUGCUUUACUUUUCAUAGUGUUUUUGUUAGUAUACCAAAGAUUAUUUGCAAAGGUUAUAAAGAGAAAAUUAGAUUUAUAAUUGAUUUAUUAAAAAAAGACAUUAUGUUUUUAAAGAUUUGUUUCUGAAUUCGAAGUACCCGAGUGAAAUGGUAGUGUAGAGCUCAGUCUCCGAGUGUCCUGCCCCUCCGAGAGCCAGGCUUCCACUGACGCAUCCCGAGCCGCUUCUGUCUCGCUCCGAAGCUUCGAACUCGGUGGCGUCUGGUUCACUCGGUAGGAGGUUCGACCACUAGCAACUUACGCUCCUUGGGCUUGAUUUAACACUAGUACAACUCCCUCUCCCUCUGACAUUUGCUUGUUCUUUUAAUAUUAAUUUUGUACAUAACGUUACAUGAAAGAGUGUCUGUGUUUGUGAAGGUGAGUGACUGUACAUAAGUCUGUUUGUUAUUAAUUCUAACGGAGAAGAAAGAAAGAAAAAAGAAAAAAACCUUAAUAGCACACAGACUUCAGGAUGGUUCUUGGUGUAGCAUCUUACAAUUGAUGUCAUUUAUACAUUAGAUUCGAAUUUUAACAUCACUGGAAACUGUGUAUCUGCUAUGUAGACCUCGUACGUGUCCUCUGUAUGUAAAAAAAAAAAAAAGACUUGAUGUUUUCUUCUGUCAUAACUCCUUUUUCCUCGGCCAUGUUGACACAAGUUGGAGCAUUCAAGGUGACAGUGUUCAUUCCCAAGUGUUUUUUACAUUCCUCAUUACUUGUAAAGGUGUAGAAGAUCAUUUAAACAGGCAGGGAUGCUCGUUUCCCCUUGUUAUAAAUGUGCGUUUUUUAUAUAUGAAAUCACUGUGAAUAGAUAGAUGACUCGAGUAGGGGAAUUCCUCGACACGAUAGAUCUUUCCAUUAAGCAUUCUCAAUCAUCGUCAUGUAGGUAAAAGGAGAAGAAAGAUACGUAAAAAAAAGUAACACAUACUAACCCUUCUGUUGAGGUUAUUUGUGUCCUUUGUUUAUACCCUUCAUGGCAUGUCCAAAAGCUCAACUUCUGAAAACAUGGCCUAUUAUAUGGUACAAUUCAAAAGGUGUUAUUUAAGGCAUACAUGUGUGGUCGCCGUUACUGAUGUGUUAUCAAGUGGUCCAGUUUUAUCAGUUUUAUCAUUAUUAUCCAACGAUACCCAAUAUUUUUUUUUUUUUCUCAUGCACUCUAUUCCUUUUAAACCAAACAGUAUCUUAUCACAAUAACUUACCUCAAACGAUAAGUAAUUGUGACUGUGUAAAGGCGUUUUUUUAUAAUUUUUCUUUCAAGGAGACCACACACAGCAAGCCUUGUAAGCACUGGUUACUCCCUCAAUCCUGCAGACAAGCUCCCUAUAGUACAUUCCUUUAACCAGAUGUUCCUCAUCUACAUGUGUACUACGAUGUAAAGCACAAAACAAAUUAUAUAUAUAUAUAUAUAAAUGAAAAUAAAGAAGUUCUCGCUCAAUACUAGCACAUAUGAUUUUCUUGUAGAUGUUGUGAGUUGGCAAAACUACAGAAGGGUGUACUCGGAGGCAGGUCAUAGUAAUCAUAAACUGUAUAUUAUUUUUAUCUGUAUUGAUUUGCUCUUCAUUGUCAUUAUGGGUGUUUGCUGUAUGUUCAUCUUGACUCACUUCCGGCUGCUGGAACGACCAACUAGCUGGACCAUAAGAAUGUAUAAUAAACGAAUUUAUGUAA
Messenger RNA from Penaeus vannamei (Pacific white shrimp), 4575 nucleotides. NCBI's taxonomy places the organism in Eukaryota, Metazoa, Arthropoda, Malacostraca, Decapoda, Penaeidae. The record is from RefSeq and is a predicted model, not a curated record.